Messenger RNA from Mercenaria mercenaria, 666 nucleotides. RefSeq lists its product as uncharacterized. The record is from RefSeq and is a predicted model, not a curated record. The coding region runs from base 16 to 648 and encodes 210 amino acids. Lineage: Eukaryota; Metazoa; Mollusca; Bivalvia; Venerida; Veneridae. The transcript has a single exon.
UUCGACUUACCAGAAAUGACUAUCAAUAAUAAGCCAGAGACAGAAGAAUAUCAACUGGGGGAAGAAACACUAUCAACGUCACACAUACAGGAGGAAAUUACAACCUGCACUGUGCAUGAACAAGGCAGUAAACGAGGGAAACCGUUAUUGGUAUCAAGUGAUGGAUUCAGGUACAACGUCAAGAAAAAACAAAAUAACUCAGUGUUGUGGACAUGCAGUUCCAGAAGUGUUACAGUUCCGUGCUAUGCCACAGUUAUACAGAAAGGAAAUGACUUUGUGAGGGGUGCUAGUGAUCACAAAAAUUACCCUGAGGUCUCAUUGAAUCAAAAGAUUUCCAUCUAUAUGCAGGUUAAAACAAAAGCUAACGAAAAUGUCUACGAAUCAACAACAGCAAUCGCCAAGACUGCUCGUCAAGAUCACAUCCAACUAAAUGAGCCUGGCUUACUAAAAACUGAAACACUCGCCAGAAUUGCCAACAGAAAACGUGCAAAAUUCAGACAAGCAAACCCAAGUGACCUAAACUUUGUACUUGACCAGGACUUCCUCAACUGCCAAGACUUCCUAGUCGCUGACAUCAGCCAGAACAACGCCCGACAUCUUAUCUUCGCUACUGCAGAGCAGCUUCAGCUUCUAGGCAACACCAGAUGAUGGUUCCUAGAUGGCACU